GAUAAACAUUGCUGGCUGUACGAUAUACCUGUCUGACAUGGAGUUUCCAGAUUUGGGGAAGCACUGCUCUGAGAAGACAUGCAAACGUUUAGAUUUUCUUCCAAUGAGAUGUGAUGCUUGUCAAGAGAUUUUCUGCAAGGACCACAUAACCUAUGCAACUCACAAAUGCACGUCAUCUUACAAAAAGGAUAUCCAGGUCCCAGUAUGCCCAUUAUGUAACACUCCUAUUCCCGUCAAGAGAGGAGAGAUGCCUGACAUUAAAGUCGGCGAACACAUUGACCGGGACUGCAAGUCAGAUCCUGCACAAAGGAAAAGAAAGAUUUUCACAAAUAAAUGUUCUAAAGGAGGCUGUAAGCAGAAGGAAAUGAUGCGAGUGACCUGUGACCAGUGUCAUUUAAAUUACUGUCUUAAACAUCGGCACCCACUGGACCAUGACUGUAAGACUGAUGGGAAACCUCUGUCUAAAUCUGGGCAUGCUGCAGUCAUGAGGUCCCAGGGUUCUUCUGCCAUCUCUGCCACUGGUUCUAGCUCCUCUGGUUCAGGAAACUCUAGACCUGUUUCUAAUGGUGUGAGCAUAAAUAACAGAGCCCACAGUACUGGCUCUACUCAGCGGAUUCCCACUUCUGUUUCAGCACAGAAUGUAAUACCACCUUCUGCAUCAUUUCAGACUGGCAUGACAGAGGAGCAGGCUUUACAAAGAGCGCUGGAGAUGUCUUUGGCUGAUUCCAGACAGACUGUUCAGCCAGCCCUUAGUUUUUUUUCCACUCAGAUUGGUUUUAUGUGUUAUUAUGUUUGUGCCUCAGCCCUCAGGAACAGGAAGAUCUGGCUCUCGCUCAGGCGCUCGCUGCCAGUGAAGAAGAAUACAGACGCCAGCAGCAGAGACAACAGGGGAGGGAGUCCAAACAAUCCACCUGCAGCCUUUCUUAAUCUCAGAGAACCAUUUAGACUUCAAGCUGUGCUAAUUAUAUACUAGAAACCGCACAUCUGAGAUGUUGCUACCCAGGAUCAGUGAUUGUUUCAUGAAGACAUGCUCUUGCUGAAAUCUUAACGCCUUCUACAUAUAAGCACAUACACUUUCCAGCAGGAAUUGUCAUUUUUAUUAAUGAUUUGCCCUGUAAAUAUUUUAUAUGCUGAUCAUGAUGAAUCCAUUAUACUGCCUCAUAUGAAUAUUGAAUAAAUUAAAGAUGCACUUGAA
Messenger RNA from Melanotaenia boesemani (Boeseman's rainbowfish), 1195 nucleotides. RefSeq names its product zinc finger, AN1-type domain 2A (gene zfand2a). The coding region runs from base 38 to 973 and encodes 311 amino acids. Gene Ontology annotation, molecular function: zinc ion binding. Lineage: Eukaryota; Metazoa; Chordata; Actinopteri; Atheriniformes; Melanotaeniidae. The record is from RefSeq and is a predicted model, not a curated record. The transcript is spliced from 9 exons. Gene Ontology annotation, cellular component: endoplasmic reticulum; cytoplasm. Gene Ontology annotation, biological process: proteasome-mediated ubiquitin-dependent protein catabolic process; protein targeting to ER.